AUGUCCUCUGCAGCACCACUAAAGCCUCUGGGUGGUAAGCCGUCGCAUUGGAGCAGCCAUCGCCUUGCAUUUAGCCCCUUGGGCAGCCACGUCGUGAUCAACUGUGUGCCUUCCAGCUCGGCUGCUGAAGGUGUGGCUGCCAAAGCCCCGGAUCUUGGCGUCAAUGCUAUCACUAUUCAAGCGAAUGUCAUCGAGGCCAAGGAAGUUGCCAACCUCUUUAAAAGAGCUAAGGCCGAGUUUGGUAAUCUUGAUAUUGUUAUGAGCAACUCUGGCAUGGAGCGCUUCGACCCCUUGAGCGAGUUCAGCGAGGAUAAUAUUGAUCGAGUUCGCUCUGUCACUGUCACGGCCCAGUAUUUUGUUGCACGGCAGCCAGAAAAUCUCUUGGAGGACAUUGGACGUCUCAUCUUGAUCUCGUCCAUCUCCGCAAUCACGGGUAUUCCGAACCAGGCAUUGUAUGCAGCCUCCAAGGCCGCUUUCAUGGGUAUGGUGAGAUGCUUUGCAUGGGACUUUGAGAAGCGUAACAUUACCGCCAAUUACAUUGCACCUGGUGGUGUCAAGACAGACAUGUAUCCCGAGGCGGCUGCAAGGUAUAUUUCUGGAGGGAACAAGCUCUCUGAAGCAGAAAUCGAUGAACGGGUAGGUCGAAUGAGUCCAUUUGGACGGCCAAGUUUCCCAAGCGAUAUUGCUGGUAUUGCAGCUCGUUUGCCUAUCCCUGAGGUACAAUGGCUGACUGGUCAGACCGUUCAUGCAAGUGGAGGUGUGCACAUGGGUUGA
Molecule: messenger RNA, 774 nt
Organism: Ilyonectria robusta
Lineage: Eukaryota; Fungi; Ascomycota; Sordariomycetes; Hypocreales; Nectriaceae
Exons: 3
Coding region: 1-774 (257 amino acids)
Source: RefSeq, a predicted model, not a curated record